ACUUCAGGAAAAAGCAAUGUUUGAGUGGAUGAGAGGUGACUGCUGACUGCCCACCCUCCUCCUCCUCCCCUGCUCUGUGUGUGUGUGUGUGUUUGUGGGCUGCAGUCCAUCUGCUUCUUGGAAAGUUAGCGACCUCCUUGCACGUCCCCCCUCCUCCCCUCACUGGCCAGUAACACUGCGAGGGGUCGCACUCAGCAACUGCUAUCAAUCGUGCCAGCGCUCAGAUGCCUUCAGGAGGGGAAGCGCAGUGACACAGGCGACAGCGCAAACUUCCCGGGGGCGCAAGGGAAUAACAAGUCUCCUGGCUGUGCGCCCUCUCCUCCUCCUCCCGGGGAUCUGUUUGAACUUUGCAGCUUGUCGCAACUCCCAACUUGUCGCCUCUUAUUCAAGCCGAACGCUGGGGUAGAGUGAGCAACAUUGCCACUGGUUCUUCAUUAUUAAGUAAAGUCAGGUCCUAUCUCCCAGUUGUAAUUGCGCUUGGGCAUGGCGGGUUGCUGCCUGAGUGCGGAGGAGAAGGAGUCGCAGCGGAUAAACGCCGAGAUAGAGAAGCAGCUCCGCAGGGAUAAGAGGGAUGCGCGCCGGGAGCUGAAGUUGUUGCUGCUGGGUCUGGCUCAUAGGGACACAAAUGACUUUGCAAAGAACUAGGUACCGGAGAGAGUGGGAAAAGCACCUUUAUAAAGCAGAUGAGAAUCAUUCAUGGAUCCGGCUACACAGAUGAAGAUAGGAAAGGGUUUACAAAACUUGUGUACCAAAACAUAUUUACUUCAAUGCAGUCCAUGAUCAGGGCUAUGGAUACACUACGGAUACAGUACACUUCUGAACAGAACAUGGAAAAUGCAUUGGUGAUUAGAGAAGUUGAGGUGGACAAAGUAUCCAGUCUUGAAAGGAAACACGUAGAAGCAAUAAAGAAGCUCUGGGAAGAUGAGGGAAUCCAAGAAUGCUAUGACCGAAGGAGAGAAUACCAGCUGUCAGAUUCCACAAAGUACUACCUUAGUGACAUUGAUCGCAUUUCAAACCCUGGCUUCAUUCCCACCCAGCAAGAUGUGCUGAGGGUCAGAGUUCCCACCACUGGAAUCAUUGAGUACCCCUUUGAUUUAGAAAACAUUAUUUUUCGGAUGGUGGAUGUUGGGGGACAGAGAUCUGAAAGACGGAAGUGGAUUCACUGCUUUGAGAACGUUACCUCCAUUAUUUUCUUAGUUGCAUUAAGUGAAUAUGAUCAGGUCCUUGCGGAAUGUGACAAUGAGAACCGAAUGGAGGAAAGCAAGGCGCUGUUCAAAACCAUCAUAACUUACCCCUGGUUUCAGAAUUCCUCGGUUAUUCUCUUUUUGAACAAAAAGGAUCUUCUGCAAGAAAAAAUUAUGUACUCCCACCUCAUUGACUACUUCCCAGAAUUCACAGGUCCUAAACAAGAUUCCCAAGCUGCCCGGGACUUCAUUCUCAAACUGUACCAGGAUCAGAAUCCGGACAAAGAGAAAGUGAUCUACUCGCACUUCACCUGUGCAACGGAUACAGAGAAUAUACGAUUUGUUUUUGCUGCUGUGAAAGACACUAUCCUCCAGUUAAACCUGAGAGAAUUCAAUUUGGUAUAGAGGAGGGGUCAGGGACAAUGGGUGGAUUUAUCAGGUGCCGUACUGGGAGAUAUCCAAGUCCCCGGAAUCACUCUCGCUACAGGUUUGAUUUCGCUCAGUACAGCCAAUCACAAGCUCCGAUACAUUGUACCGUGUUCUGAGCGCCUGUAACAUUCUCUUUCUUUUCUUUUUCCAAUAGUUUUUAUUGGUAUUUAUAGCAAUAAAUACCAGAUUCUGUAAUAUUGUAAUCUGGUAAAACUUGUAAUCAGGAAAAGUGAAGGUAAUUUUUAUAUCCGUUUACUGCAUUUUUUUUUUUUUUUUAAAGAAAAAGGAAGUAUGAAAUGUACGUGCUGUUUUUAUAAUUCUUCUUAAGGUGUUUAGUAGUUGUUUUUAUGAAAUGUUUGUGACAAAAGAAAAGAAUAUUUAAGAGAAUAUUCCAUAGAACUUUAUAAGAUAAGGCGAUUCUAGUUUUUUUUUUUUAUUGCUAAUUCCUGUAUUCUGGGAGGGGGGGAGGGAUAGUUAUUACCAGAGUUGCCUUUUUUAACGUAAAAGACUGUUAGGGUCACGGAUGGCCGUUGCCAUUAAUGAGAAAAAAAUAUUUUAUGACUUUUUUUUUUUUUUUAAUAGAUUUGGGGUGUUGAAAUGUUAGAAUGUGCUUUGUCUUUCCUCGGAUGUGAUUUCUAAACAGAAGAACUAGGUCUUCAGAUGACGAUAACCGUAACAUGGCAUAUUUUCUGUUUGCUUUAUUUAAUCGAACUCUACAAAUAUCUCCUCAAUUCGGAGCAACUGAAAUUGAAUUGCACCCGGAACACAAUAUAAUACCAAAGGCUCUCAGAAAACGAAGGCGGCAGUGUAAUGAUACAUGUAAAUAAAUGUACUUCUUUAUAAAUAUAAUAAUGUGUGUAUAUAUAUGUAUAAGGAAAAAUACAUAUAUCCUCUCAUUCCAUAGGGCUCAUCCGAAGUUGCAUUAAACUACACUACAGAAUAUCCUUUGUCUCCCUAUACUUUUGUUGCAUGUCAUGGCGGAGAACUGCUUCAGUAGGACUAAAUUAUUACAUCCACAUGGGAAAAAAGGGCACCAUUUUUUUUUAAAAACAAAAAACAAAACCCUUUUCUAUACAACGCGAUAAAAUUGUAGGCUGUGAGCAGUCUGGGGAGGUGUUGGCAAAUGUUUAUUUUUGACGUUUUUUAAACUCUAAAUGCAGAAUUGCUGAACCGGUUUAUUUUUGUGCUGCAGCCACAGCGGUUGAUACGGUUAUGUUGUUGUCACCAAGACGUACUGAUGUCAAUCAUUUAUUUUCGACCUUUUUGUAAAGCAGAUAUUUUAUCCUUUAUAAGUUGCACUAUGACUUGCGGACGAAAUCAUUGAUAUGAAUUGUUUCUUGAUGCGUUUAAAUAAUGUUAAAGACCCUGCUCUUUUUAAAAUUGAUUCCUUUUUCAUGGCAUCACACCAGUUAUUGAUAAUAAAUCUAUUUUAGAGAAAAA
Molecule: messenger RNA, 3053 nt
Organism: Xenopus laevis (African clawed frog)
Lineage: Eukaryota; Metazoa; Chordata; Amphibia; Anura; Pipidae
Gene: gna14.L
Product: guanine nucleotide binding protein (G protein), alpha 14 L homeolog
Exons: 8
Coding region: 684-1589 (301 amino acids)
Biological process (GO): phospholipase C-activating dopamine receptor signaling pathway; G protein-coupled receptor signaling pathway; adenylate cyclase-modulating G protein-coupled receptor signaling pathway
Cellular component (GO): heterotrimeric G-protein complex; cell periphery; cytoplasm
Molecular function (GO): GTPase activity; guanyl nucleotide binding; G protein-coupled receptor binding
Source: RefSeq, a predicted model, not a curated record